AUGGCAACAGAGGAGGAAUUCAUAACCGUGAAGGCAUUGUUGCCCACAGUCCCGCUUCCCGCAAAUAGCGAGCGGCCAGCAAUAACAACGGACCGCUUGCUCGUCCGUGCCCUUCAACCAACCGACUUAGAAGCCUUGCACGUCUUGCGCACACAAGAAAAUGUCAUGAAGUGGACCAGUGCUGGGUGCAUCGACGAAAGCAUUGAGGUGACUAAAUCCAAACUGGAUCCUUUCCUACCACCAAACGAUCUUAUCACCGCCAACAGCGCCAUCUGUCUGAAGGAAACAGGCGAGCUUAUCGGUAUUGGUGGCUGCCAUCUUUAUCCUGGAGAUCAUGGGUGGCCUGAAGUUGGAUACAUACUUCGGAUGGACGCUUGGGGGAAAGGUCUCGCGACGGAGUUCUUGAAUGCAUGGUUGCAGUUUUGGACAGAGCUACCUCGAACAGAGAGAGAGGUCAGAGUGCAAAAGGAAAUGGUCAUCGGAGAAGGUGUGGUGGAUGAGCACCUUAUUGCUAUCACGGAAGCAGGCAAUAGUGGAAGUCAGAAGGUACUAUCGAAAUGUGGGUUUGAGCGAUUCCGCGAGUUUGUCGAGGUGCACAAUGACAAGACCGUGGAUCUUAUUGCUUUCCGCUUUAUUCCAAAGCGAUAG
Molecule: messenger RNA, 648 nt
Organism: Penicillium vulpinum
Lineage: Eukaryota; Fungi; Ascomycota; Eurotiomycetes; Eurotiales; Aspergillaceae
Product: GNAT family N-acetyltransferase
Exons: 1
Coding region: 1-648 (215 amino acids)
Molecular function (GO): acyltransferase activity, transferring groups other than amino-acyl groups
Source: RefSeq, a predicted model, not a curated record